Molecule: messenger RNA, 888 nt
Organism: Dujonia railenensis
Lineage: Eukaryota; Fungi; Ascomycota; Pichiomycetes; Serinales; Debaryomycetaceae
Source: the annotation of a GenBank genome assembly
AUGUCGUUUGUUAAAGUAGAAACAACUGAAAUCGAAGUUGGUAAGCUUAAAGUUCAAAACAGUACUGACAAAGGUUAUGCUGUACAGGAAAGAGGAGCACAUAACAUUGCCAUGGGUGAAGUACACCCAUACAUAAUGCCAAAAUUCGAAGACAAAUACGAAGAGAGGAAAUGGGCAUUAGAGCACAUGGCAGCUGCAUUUAGAUAUUUUGCAAGAGAAGGUUAUUGUGAGGGAACUGCUGGUCAUAUCUCUGUAAGAGACCCUGUUGAUCCAGCUACCUUCUGGAUUAAUCCAUUAGGUAAGCAUUUCAAGUUAAUGAAGGCUGCCGAUAUGGUUCAUAUUGAUGAGGAUGGUAACAUCCUUAGUGACGGUCCAAAAUGUGCAAUUAACGCGGCUGGAUUCGCUAUUCAUUCUGCUUUACAUAAGGCCAGACCUGAUGUUAAUGCUGCAUGCCACACACAUUCUGUCUACGGAAAAGCUUACUCUACUUUCGGUAAGCCUUUGGAAAUGCUUAACCAAGAUGUAUGUACAUUCUAUAAAAGUCACAGUGUAUACAAGAAUUUUGGUGGUGUUGCCAUCGAAGCCUCCGAAGGUGAGGAAAUUGCCGAAGCUAUUGGUGACGGUAAGGCUGGUAUUCUUCAAAAUCAUGGUCUCAUUACAGUCGGCUACACCGUUGAUGAGGCAGCAUACUUAUUUGGAUUAAUGGAAAGAUGUUGUAAAGUUCAAUUAUUAGUUGAUUCAAGCAGUGCUCCAUAUACCAUAAUUGGCGAAGCUGAAGCCAAUUACACUGAACAAAUUAACGGUGAUCCAGAGACCUUGUACACUGAAUUUCAACCAGACUAUGAAGUUGAGUUGGAGGAAGCCAAGACAUCAUUCUUAUUUAACUAA